AAGCCCCGCCCUUCGUUCGGCCGCCGCCGCGGCUAAGGCCGUCGCAGCGCAGCGCAGCAAGCGGAUUGGAUGACUGGGUAGGGUUUCUGGAGUCGCGUUUGACUCAUACGUUCCGCGGCGUCGGCGCUUACUGUGUGCGUCAUUUCCGGGCGGCGCGGGUCGGAGUGGGCAACGGCCUGCAGAGCAACAUGCCUAAGUUUUAUUGUGACUACUGCGACACGUACCUCACCCAUGACUCUCCAUCUGUGAGAAAGACACAUUGCAGUGGUAGAAAACACAAAGAGAAUGUGAAAGACUACUAUCAGAAAUGGAUGGAAGAACAGGCUCAGAGCCUGAUCGACAAAACAACCGCUGCAUUUCAACAAGGAAAGAUACCUCCUACUCCAUUCUCUGCUCCUCCUCCUGCAGGGGCAAUGAUCCCACCUCCCCCCAGUCUCCCGGGUCCUCCUCGCCCUGGUAUGAUGCCAGCGCCCCACAUGGGGGGCCCUCCCAUGAUGCCCAUGAUGGGCCCUCCUCCUCCUGGGAUGAUGCCAGUGGGACCUGCUCCUGGAAUGAGGCCACCUAUGGGAGGCCACAUGCCAAUGAUGCCUGGGCCCCCAAUGAUGAGACCUCCUGCCCGUCCCAUGAUGGUGCCCACUCGGCCAGGAAUGACUCGACCGGACAGAUAAGGAGAGACAGGAACCUCUUUAUAUUCAUUUUAUAUUACUUGUUCUACUUCACCAGGAGAUCAUGGUGCUGUGACUCUGGGUGUUUUUUCACAGCAGGACAAGGAAGAUUUGCUUGCCCUUCCUAUCAAAGAGAGAAUAGUUUUUGCAGGGGAGUAGUGGGACAAAAAAAAAAGUAAUUUUCAUUUGUAUUGUGAAAUGUGAAAAUAAAAUUGUCAGCUGUUUUAGUUAAAAA
This is a messenger RNA of Mustela lutreola (European mink), 900 nucleotides long. RefSeq names its product small nuclear ribonucleoprotein polypeptide C (gene SNRPC). The transcript is spliced from 6 exons. The record is from RefSeq and is a predicted model, not a curated record. Gene Ontology annotation, molecular function: zinc ion binding; pre-mRNA 5'-splice site binding. Gene Ontology annotation, biological process: spliceosomal snRNP assembly; mRNA splicing, via spliceosome; mRNA 5'-splice site recognition. The coding region runs from base 189 to 668 and encodes 159 amino acids. NCBI's taxonomy places the organism in Eukaryota, Metazoa, Chordata, Mammalia, Carnivora, Mustelidae. Gene Ontology annotation, cellular component: nucleus; U1 snRNP.